Phragmites australis (common reed) is the source of this 1101-nucleotide messenger RNA. RefSeq lists its product as uncharacterized. The transcript has 2 exons. NCBI's taxonomy places the organism in Eukaryota, Viridiplantae, Streptophyta, Magnoliopsida, Poales, Poaceae. The coding region runs from base 443 to 820 and encodes 125 amino acids. The record is from RefSeq and is a predicted model, not a curated record.
UUUAACAUACCGAUCGACUGAUGGGCUCCGCCGUCCUGUGCUCGCUAAUUGAAAUCUUUUAGCUCCAUCCUGCGCCACUGCGUAAUGACCUCGACAUCAGGUGGAUGGAGUGUGCACACAACACAAUUGUUUCUUCUCGAGUGUUGUCUGCAAACACCGACUUGGAUAGUGUAGCAAAACACAGUACUGCCGACUCAAGAUUUUAUCCUGCUUUGAGAUCGAUGCGCCCUCCUUUGGCCAGUCACUGAACUACUGUUGUCGUGUCUUGUGCCUUUUCAUUUCUUUGCAUGCACUCUCUCUCUCUCUCUCUCUCUCUCUCUCUCAUUUAAAAUUCACCCCUCUCCUUGCAGGGGCCUUUCCAUAUCGCUUCUCCUUCCCGUCCUCCUCUCCUCUCCUAGGAUCCUCUCACUCUCGCUAGCUACCUCUGCGUCUCGAUCGCUCCAUGGCCGGCACCGCCACCGCCACCGUCUGCUCCAUGUGCGGCGACGUUGGCUUCCCAGACAAGCUCUUCCAGUGCGCGCGCUGCCGCCACCGCUUCCAGCACUCGUACUGCACCAACUACUACGGCGACGGCGCGCCCACCUCGGCUGGCUCCGACAUGUGCGACUGGUGCAUCAGCGACGUCGCCGGGAAGGCGAGGUGGUCGUCGUCUACGGCCGGGAAGCAGCAUGCCGCCGGCAGCCAGGAGUCGGGGUCCACGACGUGCUCCGGCAGCGGCGGCAGGGGCAAGCAGAACAGCGGCGGGGACCAGGAGACCGGGCGGCGAGCGAGCAGGGCUGCCAGCCGCAGGUACAAGCUGCUCAAGGACGUCUUGUGUUAGUUGACUAGCUAUGUCAUGGGCCUCACAAUCUUGAGAUCCUAAUGGCUAGACGGACCUAGUAGUAUUAAGUAAGACUAGCUAGUUAUAUGACUUAGUAACCAAGUUAGUUGGUGUGAUGUGUGUGUAUAUAUAUAUGUGUGUGCGCGCGCUUUUCUAUAUGUAUGUUUGCUGGUGUGAGGAGGGGCUGUUAGCCUGUUUCUUAUAUAUGCAUGGAACUUUGGCUUGGUUUCUCUUAUCUUAUGCUUGGAGUAUUUGACUAGCAUAUUAUCUUGUUCCUUUCA